AUGUCCGGGGUGGUGCGGACCCUCAGCCGCUGCCUGCUGCCGGCUGAGGCCGGGGCCCGCGAGCGCAGGGCGGGCGACGCGGAGCGCGAGGCCCGGCGUCGCAGCCGAGACAUCGACGCGCUGCUGGCCCGCGAGCGGCGCGCGGUCCGGCGCCUCGUCAAGAUCCUGCUGCUAGGCGCGGGCGAGAGCGGCAAGUCCACCUUUCUCAAGCAGAUGCGCAUCAUCCACGGCCGCGAGUUCGACCAGAAGGCGCUGCUAGAGUUCCGCGACACCAUCUUCGACAACAUCCUCAAGGGCUCCAGGGUGCUUGUUGAUGCACGAGACAAGCUUGGCAUUCCUUGGCAGCACUCUGAAAAUGAAAAGCAUGGGAUGUUCCUGAUGGCCUUCGAGAACAAAGCAGGGCUUCCCGUGGAACCCGCCACCUUCCAGCUCUACGUGCCGGCUCUGAGCGCGCUCUGGGGGGACUCUGGGAUCCGGGAGGCUUUCAGCCGAAGGAGCGAGUUCCAGCUGGGUGAAUCAGUGAAGUACUUCCUGGAUAAUUUGGACCGGAUCGGCCAACUGAAUUACUUCCCUAGUAAGCAAGAUAUCCUGCUAGCCAGGAAGGCCACCAAGGGAAUUGUGGAACAUGACUUCAUCAUUAAAAAAAUCCCUUUUAAGAUGGUGGACGUAGGUGGCCAGCGGUCUCAGCGCCAGAAGUGGUUCCAGUGCUUUGACGGGAUCACAUCGAUCCUGUUCAUGGUGUCCUCAAGUGAGUUUGACCAGGUCCUCAUGGAGGACAGGUGCACCAACCGGCUGGUAGAGUCAAUGAACAUCUUUGAGACCAUCGUCAACAACAAGCUGUUCUUCAACGUCUCCAUCAUCCUGUUCCUCAAUAAGAUGGACCUCCUGGUGGAGAAGGUGAAGACAGUCAGCAUCAAGAAGCACUUCCCAGACUUCAAGGGCGACCCACACCGGCUGGAGGACGUCCAGCGCUACCUGGUCCAGUGUUUCGACAGAAAGAGACGAAACCGCAGUAAGCCCCUGUUCCACCACUUCACCACUGCCAUCGACACCGAGAACAUCCGCUUCGUGUUCCACGCCGUGAAGGACACAAUCCUGCAGGAGAACCUGAAGGACAUCAUGCUGCAGUGAAGGAGAAAGCCUCUCGUCUCAUGGCAUCCCUGAGCAGCCCCGUGGCUGCCGGCCGGGUCUCACAGGGGGUGUGUCUCUGUGGCAUUCUCAGAUCCACAUCACUGGACACCUGGCCCCACAAUGCUGGACAGCAGCCUAGCCAGCAAGCGUCAGGAAAAGGACAUGGGGACUGUGAUGUUAGCUACUGAAUCUGGGGGACUAGUGAAACUACUGAAAUCCCAAGUGAUCACUUUGGUGUUAAUCUGUAAUCCCUGAUAACACAGCUUCCUUCUUUUACAGAAACCCUAUGCCUUUCCUGACACAAUAUAAUCAAAGGUCGUGUGUGUGCACACACACUCACUCUCUAAUGACAGAAAUGCAGACCCAGCUGGCCUCGCAGAUGGCUUUCCUCUAACUUGCAAUCUCCGCAGAGACAGACUAACCCGAAAGCUUUGCCUUGCAGUAUUUUGUAGAGAUGCAUGGCAAUGCUGCUAAGCUCAGAGCUCAAGAUGGCCCUGCAGUCCUGGCUCAGGGUCUGAGCACCACCUCCCAAAGUGAACACACUGCCUUCACAACUAUGCCAAUGUCCUAGGUGUGUGAGGUGCCCUGAGGGGCUGUGCCAGGGCACUCUGCUCCCACUGUGAAAGACGAGGUUGGGGGCUGUGGCCCUGCCUUAAUGCCCUGGCAACAGGCCUGGUCUCGUCGGCUUGCCCAGCGACACAGCGCAGAGUGCGGGUGGCCACCCGCCACGGCUCUUGCUGUCUGGGUCACACAGUGGUGCUUUUCACCUCCUUACCCUCCCCCACACCUGAUGGCAAAGAUACAUAAACCAAGUGGCCUUGCAGAUGGCUUCUUAGUCUGACAAGUCGUCUCCUGACAGGACAGUUGGCAGCAUGUAGCACCCCUUCUUUGGGAAAUAGUGGAGAGCGUCAUCUCCUGUUCCUGGGCUUCCAGAAGCUGACAGGAGCACUCACAGAGCUUUUGUGAGUGCCCUGGCUGCUCCAGAGUCUGUCACAGCUGACUUCUCAGAAAGCCCUGGAAACCCAGGGGAGCUUGUGCUCAGCACAGCCCUCGGUCUCAUUCCUGGCAGGACUCUCGCUUGUGUUGCUGCAGGGUGGGAGGCUGGCGGGCAGAUGUGAGCCGGUGCCGUGGCAGCCUGUCCACUUACCUGCCCGGUGUGUCCCUGUGCUUAUGAACACACUGCACUCCAAACCGGCCCUCCGUUACUCUCCCAAGAGUCUUGUCUGGGAGUAGAAGGAAGGCUUUUCUCAAAGAGAGAAGUUGGCAACAGAUGCUGCAGCUCACUAGCCCGUUGAGGGCCCUGUCCCAAGGCCACGCUGCUCCUGACCUUGUGUCCCAUAUGCUUCUUGCUCUUGGCUCUUUUCAGCAAGCAGAUAAAUAGGAGUCUGUGGCUGACACUAGACCAAAGAGGGAGAGAAGCUUGCUUCUGAGUCAUCCUGUGAUCACAGUGCUUUCAUUAGGGGACAGCAGGAAACCUUUCAGUGUUCAAGCGUUUGUGUCAGUGUUUGCUGGGGUUUUGCCUCUUUUCUUUGGCUGAAGAGAAGUUGCUGUUUUUGUACUCCUUCGUGUACAGAUCUUCAAGGCUGAGGGGUGACACCAGGGCUAAUGCUAUGUCUAAGGGAAUGAGUGGCCUUGGUAGGGCCUAUUAGGGCAGGCGUAUUUGGGCACAGUGAAGGGUGGCCUGUCUACAGUUCUCUGUAUCUCACACAUCUCUUAGGCUUCGUGCUGUUCCUCCCUCAUGCUGGGGCACGCUCCCUGGCUCUGUUGGAGGCCACUGUGGCUGGUGCCCCAAGCCAGCCUCUGCAGGAGAGCUUUCCCUCUCCCAGCCUGACGUACACACAGUCACUUUCAAGCCCAGAAGCACAGGGGUGAUGAGGUAUGGUAACUUCUGUUUAACUCAACAGAGAGCUAGCUAGCUGAGCUAGCUGAGCCUGCACAGCCUCUUCCUAACACAGGGGAUUAGAGCAUCCAUCUGGAAGGACACCCUACUCGGAACUCUGUGAGGUGUCCAAAUUGGAGAAGAGCCCUGUUCGAAGGCUAAACUGAGAUCAUUUACAACUUUUCUACACAUAGAUCUUAGUCAUUUUUGUCUCCAAAACCUUAGGCUUGUUUGUAUUUUUUUAUUUUAAUUUCACUGUUACCCUUGACUGUUGUCUUUUUUAUUGCAGAUGUUGGAGAAGCGGGAGGUAGUCAUACCUCAUCUAUUACUGCAGAAAUGUAACAAUAAACUUUCUCAAAAUAAGACUCUUCCUCAUAGUUAUACUGUUUCUAUUAAAGAACACAGUGUAGAUCUUUACUGA
Messenger RNA from Heterocephalus glaber (naked mole-rat), 3431 nucleotides. It is a transcript of the gene Gna12, whose product is annotated as G protein subunit alpha 12. The record is from RefSeq and is a predicted model, not a curated record. Gene Ontology annotation, biological process: Rho protein signal transduction; adenylate cyclase-modulating G protein-coupled receptor signaling pathway. Lineage: Eukaryota; Metazoa; Chordata; Mammalia; Rodentia; Bathyergidae. Gene Ontology annotation, molecular function: guanyl nucleotide binding; D5 dopamine receptor binding; G-protein beta/gamma-subunit complex binding. Gene Ontology annotation, cellular component: heterotrimeric G-protein complex; brush border membrane; cytoplasm.